This is a messenger RNA of Adelges cooleyi (spruce gall adelgid), 3457 nucleotides long. It is a transcript of the gene Clbn, whose product is annotated as ribosome quality control complex subunit NEMF homolog. The record is from RefSeq and is a predicted model, not a curated record. Gene Ontology annotation, cellular component: RQC complex. NCBI's taxonomy places the organism in Eukaryota, Metazoa, Arthropoda, Insecta, Hemiptera, Adelgidae. Gene Ontology annotation, biological process: ribosome-associated ubiquitin-dependent protein catabolic process; rescue of stalled cytosolic ribosome. Gene Ontology annotation, molecular function: tRNA binding; ribosomal large subunit binding.
UAACAAUUACAAAAACAAAUGGUUUACUCGAGACCGUCGACGUACACGUGCCGAAUUUCUGUUACUAUUUAUUGUUUUGAAACCUUAUUGCUGAUAUAAAAUUUUCAAUUUGUUCGUGCUACUUCAACGCAAUUAAAAUUUGUCGUUUUCAACGCGACAGACGAGGCAAACUGCCCCGGUACAAUACGGUUGCUUGAAUAAGCCAUAAGACUGGAAUUGUCUUUUUGCGCAAACUUACCGGACAAACAAGCACAAUGAAAAGUCGAUAUUCUACUUUGGACGUCAUGUGCGUAGUCAACGAGUUGCAAAAAUAUAAAGGAAUGAGACUCCAAAGAGUUUAUGACAUUGACCACAAAACAUAUUUAUUUAAAUUUCAACUUAACAACGAAAAGUGUGUUUUGUUAUUGGAAUCGGGAAUUCGCUUGCAUGCUACUAACUAUGAUUGGACUAAAAACGAUGCUCCGAGCAGUUUUAGUAUGAAGUUAAGGAAGCAUCUAACGAAUAAGCGUCUUGAAAAUUUGUCCCAAUUGGGAUUUGAUAGAAUUAUUGAUCUUCAGUUUGGUGUCGGAGAAGCUGCUUAUCAUGUUAUUCUAGAAUUAUACGACAAAGGAAAUAUAAUUUUAGCAGAUAAAGAUUACAUUAUGAUUAAUAUAUUACGACCACAUAAUGAAGACGAAAAGCAAAAGUUUUUCGUCAAAGAAGUUUAUCCAAAUGAUAGGCCUAAAAGUCGACUUGACCCGCCAACUGAAUCCGAUAUUGUUGAUGUUUUCAAAACUGCCAAGAAUGGUACAAAUUUAAAGAAAUUCAUUUUUUCGAAUUUCCCAAACUGCUUAGAUUACGGCAAUUGUUUGGUUGAACAUAUGUUGAUUCAGGGUGGGUUUCCGUCUAAUGCCAAAAUUGGUGUUGAUUUCAAUAUUGACACGGAUAUUAAAAAAUUAUUGAAGUGCUUUGCUUUAGCUGAAACGUUUCUAGAUGAAGUAGCUUUAUUGAAAGGAGGUUUUAUCAUACAAAAAAUUGAUCAACAAGAAUUACCAGACGGUACCAAAAAAGAACUGUGUACGAAUCAAGAAUACCAUCCAUUUUUAUUUGCUCAAUACCAAAAUGUACCAUCCAAAACCUAUGAGAGUUUCAAUGAAUCUGUGGACGAAUUUUACUCAAAUAUGGAAAGUCAGAAGUACGACGUGAGAUGCAUGCAACAAGAAAAAGGAGCUGUGAAAAAAUUACAAAACAUAGUCAAAGACCACGAAGAACCUAAAAAGCUUCAAGAAGCUCAAAACGAAGAUAAAAUUAAAGCUGAAUUGAUUACCAACAAUUUAGACAUUGUUGAUAAUACUAUUAUGUUUGUGAGACAAGCUUUAGCAAAACAGCUGCAAUGGGAUGAGAUUUGGGAAAUGUUACAACAAAUCAAUUUUGAAGAUGGUGGCAAGACUUACGCGAUAGUUAAACAGCUAAAAUUAAAUGUCAACCACAUAACACUUGAACUUAUCGAUCCUUACGAUGAAGAUGGCGACACAAAUUCAAAAUUGAUGGAUAUAGAUUUAGGACAAUCUGCUUAUGGAAAUGCUCAAAGAUACUAUGGAUCUAAAAAACAAUCUGCUUCCAAAGAAAAGAAAACUAUCGAUUCGUCUAGUACAGUUCUGAAGAUGGCCGAACGCAAGACAAAGCAAACUUUAAAAGACAUGCAAGUCGUAGCGUCCAUAAACAAAGUUCGUAAGACGUAUUGGUUUGAAAAAUUCUACUGGUUUAUAUCUUCUGAGAACUAUUUAGUCAUCGCGGGUCGUGAUUCACAUCAAAAUGAAGUUAUAGUGAAAAGAUAUAUGAAGGCUUCUGAUGUGUACGUCCACGCUGGCUUUAGUGGUGCUACAACAGUUGUUAUCAAGAACCCCACUAGCCAGCCUGUUCCUCCUGCAACGCUCAAUGAAGCUGCUAUAAUGGCCAUAUCUUACAGUGUUUCUUGGUCGAUGAAAAUAAACAUUCAAAAUGCAUAUUGGGUAAAACCAGAACAAGUAACUAAAACUGCUCCUACGGGAGAGUACUUAACUACGGGUAGUUUUAUGGUUCGAGGAAAAAAGAAUUACCUGCCAGCGACUCAACUCAUAUUGGGAUUGAGUUUUCUUUUCAAAUUAGAAGACAGUUCUGUGUCUAGGCACGCCAACGAACGUAAAGUCAAAGGCCAAGAUUUUGACAGCUUAAAUACAAUUGAAGAAAAUACAGAAGAACUUGAAAAUGUAUCGAGCGAUGAAGAAUGUGAAAAAAAUGUAGAAAAAAGCAUAGAAAUACUAAACGAGAAUAAUUCCAGUGCUGUUCAAGGGGACGAUGAAGAUGAACUGUCGGAUAACAUAACGGUUCCAAGUAUUGGAAACGUUGAUGCUUCAAACUGUAUUGAAGAAAAUAAUGAGUCUGAAAGCGAGUCGGAUGAAAAACCCGAUGAUACUGCAGAAUCCGAAACCAAUGAUGAGCCUGUUGCAACAAAUCAAUCGGAUAUUAAUGAAAAUUCUAAGAACAAAAUUGAAAAAACUAUUCCACAAGUACUCAAACGUGGACAACGAGGAAAACUAAAAAAAAUUAAAGAAAAAUACAAGGACCAAGAUGAGGACGAAAGGGAACUCAGAAUUAAACUGUUGCAUUCAACUAUGAAUGAAGACAAAAAACUGAAACGCACCAAAAAAAAGGACAAGAAAAUAAAAAAAUCCAACAAUUUGAAGAACAAAGCUGCUGGUAUUAAAUCGAUAAAAGUACAGCCCAUUUUCAAUCCUGUAUUAGCAGAACCUGCCAAGAUACAAACGCAAGAAAAACCUCCAAAAGAAACCGAUUGCAAUGACAACUCGGAAGAUGAUGAAGACAAUAAAUUGACCGAUCCAGCAGAAACACAGAUGUUGGAUUCGUUAACCGGCAUUCCUUUACCAGAGGACGAGUUACUCUUUGCCGUACCCGUUGUAGCUCCUUACAGCGCUCUCACAAAUUAUAAGUACAAGUUAAAAUUGACCCCGGGCAACACUAAACGUGGCAAAGCAUCGAAAACCUGUGUCAAUCUGUUUCUGAAAGACAAAUCGGCGACGACUCGUGAAAAGAACCUAAUGAAAAGCGUGAACUUGCAAGACAUCGCUAGGAAUAUACCAAAUGGUGUUAAGCUUUCUGCUCCUUUGCUCAGUAAAGUCCUAAAUAAGUAGAUUGAAAAUCAUUAAUUAUUAUUGUUUUGUUUACCUGUCGUUGUUGUUUUUUGUCAACGCCGAUGUUGGCGUAUAACAAAGCGACUAUAAAGAAGAGUGAAUUUAUAAUUUUAUUGUCAUUACUUAUGAACGAGUAACUACAAUUUUUGUGUAAAAAUCAGUUUGGUAUAUAAAUAACAAUAAUAAUAAUAUUAUGAUUAUUGUUAAUCAUUUUUGUUAUUUUAAAACCAAUUUACUAGAGAAAUUGCAUGUUUCUUUAACAAGGCGCUAUAUUUUAAUAAUUUUGU